CAUUUGCUAAUGAAGAAGAGGCUUUUCAUGUGAAAAGAUUAAAAAAGUUUUAAAAAAUGGUUGAAUAUGAUUACGAUGAAAAGCCUUUUUCUUCAUUUUCAUCACCAAAUAAAAUUCCAUUACUUGUAUUAAUUGCUAGGGUUGUAACCUUAGCUUCUUUGUUGAUUUCAUCACUUGUGAUGUAUAAUAAUAAAGUUCCUUAUAUGAAUGGUCAGAUUGACUACACCAUUUUUGAUACAUUCAGAUUCGUACUUGCUAUAAUGAUAAUGGGGAUUUGCUACACUAUAUUGCUACUUCCUUUUGCAGCAUAUUACACGAUAGCAAAGAAACAACUCAUAGAUCACCACAUAUUUCACUUGGUUCAACUUAUUGCUGACCAGAUCAUGUUUGGGCUAAUGGCAAGUGCAGCUGGAGCAUCACUAGCUGCAACAGUGGAAUUAUCAAAGGCUAAAUUCGUAGAUGACAACAUGAGUGAAAAGAUGCAUAGCUAUUUUGGUCUAAUGUAUGUCCCUAAUGCAUUUUUUGUAGUUGGACUUGUUGCCUCUCUAAUUUCUACAAUUUUAUCCUCCAAUAAGAGUGAAUGAAUCAUCAAAGGAAUUUUUGAUAUGCCUAGUGUCAUCUAUCAAAUAGAAUGGGGCUUUAUUUAUUUAUAUGUUCUACUUAGAUUAAUUAGCUAGUGUAGUCAUUUUUUGUGGAGACUUUUCUGCGCUUUUGUUGACACACAUAUAUAUAUAUAUAUAUAUCAAACAUUGUCACAA
Solanum pennellii is the source of this 758-nucleotide messenger RNA. RefSeq lists its product as uncharacterized. The coding region runs from base 57 to 584 and encodes 175 amino acids. The transcript has 3 exons. The record is from RefSeq and is a predicted model, not a curated record. Lineage: Eukaryota; Viridiplantae; Streptophyta; Magnoliopsida; Solanales; Solanaceae.